Messenger RNA from Protopolystoma xenopodis, 339 nucleotides. The record is from the annotation of a GenBank genome assembly. NCBI's taxonomy places the organism in Eukaryota, Metazoa, Platyhelminthes, Monogenea, Polystomatidea, Polystomatidae.
AUGAUAAGUUUAACGAGUGCCAAGUUGACAACAAAAUUGGACUAUACCAAUUCUCCACAUUCUCCUAAAUGCACCCAACAGAGCGAAUUGAAGCCAGUUGAAGUACUCACCGAAUCAUGUUACAAAUUCAAUCCCCAUCCCCUCAUCCCUGGCCAACUCGGGCAUGCCCACAAUCGUCUAGACAAAUACACAUGCUUACGUCUGCUCACAACCUCCACUUCGUCUCCCCAGCACGAGGCCAUCUGCAAGAUCCAAUUAAGCCAGACCAUCCUUAAAUCCCCUCUUCCACCUCUUGCCCUCAUCACCAUUCGGCCGGCCUAUCGUUGGACGGUGAUCUAA